Humulus lupulus (European hop) is the source of this 1316-nucleotide messenger RNA. RefSeq names its product thiol-disulfide oxidoreductase LTO1. Lineage: Eukaryota; Viridiplantae; Streptophyta; Magnoliopsida; Rosales; Cannabaceae. The record is from RefSeq and is a predicted model, not a curated record. Bases 47 to 1213 code for a protein of 388 amino acids. Gene Ontology annotation, molecular function: oxidoreductase activity. The transcript has 6 exons.
CUGAGGACCAUGAGAUCUUGUUCGGGAGAACUGAGACUGAGAGUCAAUGGCGACCAUGGCAAGCUUCUCAACUCCGUCAUUCUCAUGCCGGGCGUCUCUUCCUCACUCAAAUCCUUGCUUGACUCGAUUGAGCUUCGCCAUGUUUCAGAACAAGAGUUCAGCUUUUAGCUGGGUUCGUGGAAGGAGAACUCUGUUGCUUCCUCUAAGAUGCUCUUCUCCACCGACUCAGGACUCCGAACCGGAACCAGAUACGACGUCGUCGUCGUCUUCAUCUUCUUCGUUGUCUUCUUCUUCUUCUCCGAGAGACUUGUCGUAUAAUUUGUAUGCCGGGCUCGGAGCGGUUGGGUUUGUGGAAACGACGUAUUUGACGUACCUCAAGCUCACCAACUCCAGUGUCUUUUGCCCAAUUGGAGGCGGUAGUUGCAGUGACAUACUCAAUAGCGAUUAUGCUCAAGUUUUUGGUGUUGUUCCUCUUCCAUUGAUUGGAAUGGCUGCAUAUGGCUUGGUGGCCGUACUUGGUCUACAGUUGACUAGAAAGAGCUUGCCUUUUGGACUCAACCAAACUGAUGCUCGUCUAGUUUUACUUACUACUAUUACAUCCAUGGCAGCUGCCAGUGGCUACUUCCUUUACAUUUUAAGUACUAAGUUUGCUGGGUCAUCUUGCUCCUAUUGUCUCCUCUCGGCUCUGCUAUCGUUCAGCUUAUUUUUCAUUACUCUUAAGGAUAUUGGGUUACCAGAGAUUCAAAAAGAAGUGGGUUUACAGCUCUUUGUAGCCGGUUUGGUGAUUGUUACUCUCAAUUCAUCAUAUAGUAAAUCUCGUUCUGGUCCCUCAAGCAUGGAUGAUAUUAAUCUUCCAUACUUUCCAACUGAGAUAACCUCAGAAUCAAGUCCUUUUGCUGUAUCUCUAGCAAAGCAUCUGAAUUCAAUAGGUGCAAAAAUGUAUGGGGCAUUCUGGUGUUCACACUGUUUAGAACAAAAAGAGAUGUUCGGACGCGAAGCAGCCAAGUUUUUGAAUUAUGUGGAAUGCUUUCCUAAUGGAUUCAAAAAAGGAACUUUAAUGGAGAAAACCUGUGCAGUUGUUGGAAUUGAAGGUUUCCCAACAUGGGUGAUUAAUGGGAAGGUUCUGAGUGGUGAGCUAGAAUUUUCAGAGCUUGCUGAAGCAUCGGGUUUCCCGUUUGAUAAAACUAGUCAAUCACCAGUUCUUGUCCAGUGAAAGUAACUUCAAUGUGCCAUCACAUGUAUAGACUUACUAUUAUAUAUUCGAUAUUUUCUCUCGAUUUACUUUUCCUAAUAAAUCAGAGAACUUUGUACCUGUA